Messenger RNA from Ylistrum balloti, 8425 nucleotides. Its product is annotated as protein slit-like. Gene Ontology annotation, biological process: axon guidance. Gene Ontology annotation, molecular function: heparin binding; Roundabout binding; calcium ion binding. Bases 1 to 4461 code for a protein of 1486 amino acids. Lineage: Eukaryota; Metazoa; Mollusca; Bivalvia; Pectinida; Pectinidae. The record is from RefSeq and is a predicted model, not a curated record. The transcript has 35 exons.
AUGAAACCUAAAGGAUAUUUAAAUUUCAACAUGGAUAUUUCGUUUUGGAUGUAUUGUGUUUUUAUACUUAUAAGUUCUAUAGAAUGUGUGUAUGGAGCUUGUCCCGAGAAAUGUAUUUGUGAAGGGAAAACGGUCAAUUGUGCAUUUAGAGGAUUUAAUAAUGUUCCACAGGAUAUGCCAAAACAGACACAUAAAAUAGAUUUACAGGGCAACAAUAUUACAAUCAUCAGAAGAAGGGACUUUGAGGGUUAUCGGCAACUUCGUAAUUUAUUAUUGCUGGAAAAUCAAAUUCACACAAUAGAAAGGGGAUCGUUCGAGGAUCUUACAGAAAUGGAACGAUUGAGACUGGAUAGAAAUCGACUUUCUGCAAUUCCAGGACAUUUGUUCAGUACGAUGCCCAACCUGCAGAGAUUAGACUUGAGCUAUAACAGAUUGCGGUUCAUUGGCAAAGAUACAUUAACAGGAUCAAUGGUUCUGAAAAACCUACAACUUGACCACAAUGAGCUGACAUGUGUAUCUGGUCAGGCCAUCAAAACACAUCGUUACAUGGAGAUUUUGACUUUGAACAACAACAAUUUGACGACACUCCCUGACGACAUCUUCAAUACUAUGAGAAAGCUUAGAACACUUCGUUUGAUGAACAAUAAUUUCAAUUGCGAUUGCAAUCUGAGGUGGCUUGCUCGUUGGCUACGGAACGCAAGGAGACUCGGCCGAGGAACAGAGUGUUCAUCUCCGUCAAAUCUACAGAGCAUUGAGCUGAAAGAUUUGGAUGAGAUGGAAUUCAAAUGCAAUGACCUACAGCACCAAGUUGUGAACCAGUGCUUGGAGGAAGCUAUGUGCCCUUCACGUUGUCGCUGUACUGAAGGAGUUGUCGACUGUCGAGAUCUCAGACUUACAGCAGUGCCGAAAAACUUCCCAGAGGAUGUGGUUGAGAUUCGUUUGGAAGGAAAUUCCAUUGCUCGGAUACCAUCGAGAGCGUUUGCCGAUCUUGCACGUCUGCGAAGGAUUGAUAUAAGCAACAACAAGAUAUCCCACAUUGCACCUGAUGCGUUUGCUGGGCUUUCAUCUCUUAAUUCGUUGGUACUGUAUGCCAACAAGAUAACAGAGCUACCCUUGGGUGUAUUCAGAGACCUCAGCUCUCUACAACUUCUACUUCUGAACGCCAACAAAAUCAAGUGUCUACAUGCAGACAUUUUCCGGGAUCUAUACAGUCUGAAUCUUUUGUCCCUCUAUGACAAUAAGAUCAUGUCUCUAGCCAAUGGAACCUUUGACUCACUGCGUAACAUUCAGACCCUCCAUCUUGGACGGAAUCCAUUUAUCUGUGAUUGUAACCUGGCAUGGUUGGCUGAGUAUCUACAAAGACGACCUGUGGAAACAAGCAGUGUCCGAUGUGAAAGUCCACGACGCAUGGAACGCAAGAAGAUUGCUCGAACACGACCAUCCAAGUUUAGGUGUAAAGACUCCGAAAUCCACCGAACCAAAAACGCAGGGACAUGUAUGGUGGAUGUGGAAUGUCCUGAAGGGUGUGUGUGUAUGGGAACAUUGGUAGACUGCUCCAGACGAGAACUGACCACUAUGCCAUCCAACAUUCCCUCAUACACUACAGAACUAUUACUUCAAGGUAACAGAAUUACAAGACUGGAGGCCAACGGACUGUUUGUCCAUCUUAGUAACCUACAGACACUUGACCUAAGCAACAACCUGAUAGAGGAUAUAGCCUACAACACUUUUGAGGGAGCUUCAAAGCUUGUGGAUCUGAACCUCUCCAACAACCGAAUCAACAGGAUUACGAGUAAAAAUCUAGCUGGACUGUCGGCAAUACAGACCUUAUCUUUGGACAGGAACAGAAUCACAUGUUUAAGUAACACAACGCUAACUUCAUGUCCUAAUCUACGUAAAGUGUCACUGUUCAACAAUCAGAUCAGGUGCAUAAUGGCUGGAAGCUUUGACAACCUUCGUUACCUCAUCACUCUAAAUCUGGAGGCGAAUCCAUUCACUUGUAACUGUCACCUUGGCUGGUUUUCUGACUGGUUGAGACAUGUCAACAUCAUUACAGGAAGUCCCACGUGUUUCUCCCCUCACAAUUUGAAGGAUUCCGCGAUUCAUGACAUCCGUACAGCAGACUUUGUGUGUGAAGCUAACAAUGAACUUGGCUGUAACAUGGGAGUAUCUCCCUGCUGUUCCGAUGAAGAAGUUGCUCCUGUAGAUAGUAGUUGUGACCCCCGAGCCUAUUGCCCGCCAAUGUGUACCUGUACAGGAACUGUUGUUCGAUGUAGUAGGCAGAUGUUGACGGAGAUCCCACCACACAUUCCCCUCGACACUACUGAAUUGUACCUUGAUGUGAAUAACAUCACACAUCUGAACAUGGACAUAAGUCAACUCAGCCAACUCCAGCGUCUGGAUUUGAGCAACAAUAAAAUUGUAACACUACCUGAAAGCAUCUUCUCCAACCUGACACAGUUAUCGACCUUAAUUUUGAGCUUCAACAAGCUGGAAUGUAUGGCUGCCUCCAGCUUUUCAGGGCUUCGGAGACUCAGAAUAUUGUCUCUUCAUGGAAACCAACUUUCUACAAUUCCAUACAGCUCCUUCAAUGACCUUGAUUCCCUCACACAUCUGGCCCUUGGCAUGAAUCCGUUGUACUGUGAUUGUAACCUGAAAUGGCUUGUAGACUAUAUAAAGAAUGAUUUCAUGGAGCCUGGGAUUGCUGGCUGUGCUGGACCUGCAUCCAUGGUUAACAAGCUCAUACUGACCACACCUCCGUCCUCCUUCCAGUGUAGUCAGACUGCAGAUCCAGAUAGUGUGGCAGUCGCUGCAAAGUGUAAUGCUUGUCACCAGAAUCCCUGUCUACACAAUGGAAUUUGUAGAAUCAGAGACUUCAAAAACUUCACCUGCGACUGCACACCUGGUUACCAUGGGCAAAGAUGCGAAAAUGAAAUCAAUGCCUGUUUUGGCAAUCCUUGUAUGAAUGAUGGUCACUGUGAGGUCCUCAACCAUGGAAGGUUCAACACCUCUAAUUUCAGCUGCCGGUGUCGGCCAGGUUUUGAAGGUGAGCGAUGCUCCAUCAACAUUAAUGACUGUGAGGCCAACUCCUGUCUAAAUGGCGCCACCUGUGUUGACCUUGUCCAAGGUUUCUCCUGUCAAUGUUCAAUGGGCUACAAAGGCAAGGCUUGUGAGAACAAGAUACAGUACUGUACUGGUGAAGAAAACUACUGUCAGAAUGGAGCCAUGUGUGUUCCACUAGACUCUGAUUACAGAUGUGAAUGUACAGCUGGCUAUACGGGAAAGAACUGUACAGAAGACAUUGAUGACUGUCAAUCACAUAUCUGUCAAAACGGGGCACAGUGUGUGGAUCUGUUGGGCAAGUACACCUGUACCUGUCUCCGUGGCUACACUGGCAAGUACUGCGAGAUUCCACCCAUCAACAUGUAUUACAGCAAUGAUUACUCCACCCCUGGAGCCUGUCGUAACCAUGAGUGUCAGAACAAUGGAGUUUGCUACAAACCCAAGGGAUCCCAGGACUACAUGUGUCAAUGUGCACCAGGAUUCUCAGGGAAGAUGUGCGAGAAGUUGACAAGUGUUUCUUUCCUAGACACUGACUCUUACAUCCAGUGGCCCAAGUUAGACUUUGAGUCAUGGGUCAAUAUCACAAUUGUAAUGAAAACGGAGUCUGAUUCAGGUCUUAUCUUCUACACUGGACAAGAACAACAUUUAGCAGUGGAGCUGUUCCGUGGUCGAGUGGGUAUCAGCUUCUAUGUAGGAAACACACCAACAUCUACCAUGUUUAGUUACAUCUUUAGUUAUGUGGAAGUUAAUGAUGAUAGAAUUCACUACAUAGAGUUGAUGCUAAACCGACGUAACUUUACAAUGAGAGUGGACGGUGGAGUGUCACGAUCUGUCGUCAACCAAGGCAACAGGGAUUUCUUGGAUAUAAAUGACGAUGUCUACUUUGGGGGCCUACCGUCAGAUGUCAGUGCUAGAGCACGAAGUAAAUUUCAUAUUAGGAGUGAAUCCAGUUUUAGAGGUUGUUACCAGUCUGUGUACGUCAACAACAAAUUGAUGGACUUCAUGUCAUCAAAAUUAAACCGCAAGAUAAUGCCCGGCUGUAAAGUAGAUCCCUGUCUCAAUAACCGGUGUCAGAAAGGUCGCUGUAAACCCCGUAAGAAACGCCAGGGAUACAGGUGCAAAUGUACCCAUGGAUACUCGGGUCGCUUCUGUGAUGUUGAGCCUUCCUGUCGUCCUAAAGUUUUCAGAAGUCACUACACACAUCCAAAGACAAACUGUAAAUCACGUUCACGAAUAAAGUUCCGCCAGUGUACAGGAUCAUGUGGAAACGGUUGCUGUAAUCCAAAGAAAAUUAAAAAUAGAAAAAUCCGAUUAUACUGUCAAGAUGGAACCAGCUAUAUGUACAAAAUUCAAAUCAUUCGCAAAUGCGGUUGUAAACAGUGUUCAUUUUCAAAUUAAAUUUACUAAAUAAACUGAGAUUCUUCAAAAGAGUUAGAUAUCUUCCACAAAUCAGGCCUCUGGAUAAGAUCUGCUUGAUGUUAUGGGCAGUUGGAAGAUGAUUGUGUUAAGACUAUUAACAGUUGUUUUAGACUAUUUUGCAUAGUAGAGUUAAAGAGGUCUUGAUCAGUUCCUGGUCACGGCACCAAUAUCGUUGGAGUUUAAUGGCUACUGGUCACAGCACCAAACUCAUGUUUAGUGAACUUACAAUGGAUAUUAAAUUGUUGCUAACCAACAAGUCAAAUACACAUGCUCAAAGGGAAGAAAACUUGGAUGAUGGGACCCGAAAGAAAGUUACAUAUUUUGCUGCCCUGUUUGUUGUGACUGAGCACUGUUAUGUGUACACUGUAACUUAGAACGUUUUAGAAAUAGCGGAAGUUACAUAUAAACUAUCGAGUUUUAAAUAAUUUUGAAUCAGUGCUAGUCAUGUAGCAAACAGAUAUGGAUGAAAACACACUUUUUAUGCAGUGCCCUGGCAUAUCUGAUAUAACAUGAACCAAUGUAGGCGAUAGUACAAAAAAACUUUAUCACAAAGCAAUGUUUUGUAAGUACCAGAAUAUUGCAUGUGACUAUUGCAUGUAUCUGUUCCAUGUGAACCAGUACUUUCCACCUACGCAUUUCUAGGAGACUUUUGUGUAAAAGGAUUUAUGAUAAAGAGUUUGUGCGGAUAUGGAUAUCAGUUUUCAUCAUGCGAUGGUUUAAUCACUUUUGCUAUGAAUAGUAACAGGUAGCCAAUUUUACGCCGGUAGUACGUGUUGGCACGACUGAAAGCCUGGCAACAGUAUACUGUUAUUCAAUCAUGCUGAUUUUUCACCAGUGUAGGUGCAUUGAAGGAAAGUAACCAAUCAAAUUUAUGUUGUCAUCAAAGAAGUAAAAAAAAAAAAAAACAUAAAGGAGGACAGAUAUUUCAAAACUACAAAAUGUGAUGACCAUGUUUUUGGUAGUCGUUAUUAAUUUAAGCGAAGCCAGUAAAAAUGUUGUGAUUAUUAUGCUGCAUAUGUAUGUUGAACAUUUUGUAAAUCUGCGUUUAAAGGGACGCUUGAAUUAAAGGAUAUUUCUUGAUGUAAGUUUCUGUGUAACAUAUGUACAUACGUUUCUGGUAAUAUAUUUAUAUCAUGGUUAUGUGCACCAUCUAUGGGUUGAUUUGUGGUGACUAUAUAUAGAUAUACCUGGGUCAGUCCAGAAGUGACCACUGAUCAGAAUGGCGUUGUAAUAUCAUUUACAUAUACGUACAAAACUGACCUGUUUUGUAUAUCACUUGGUCAUUAAACACCAGGACUAUUACUACUGAGGUCAGACACUUUUUCCUCAUAUCAGUUGUCAAGGAUUUGUAUCAUUGAUUUCCAAUUAGGAUGUCUAUUUCACUUUUAUUUACCAAUUUUUCAUUACUUUUCAAAAAAUCAGUGUUUUUAUCAAACAAUUCUAUUGUUCAGAAAUAUUAAUGAAACCUUGGCUUUUUCACCAUUGGCAGAAGAAUGGUAGAGAAUCUAUUGAAAGCAAUGGAAUUAUUGCAUUAUAAAACCAGAGUUCAAAUUUGAUAGGUAUCAUGUGUUUUAUUUGAUAUAUUACAAUGAUAACAACCAAGGUCUGAAAAGAAAAAUGUUUCAUUAUCGUUUUAUAUACAUAUAGUCGUCUGUAAUAUUUGUUUAGAUAAUAUUUUAUAGCUUGAUAACAUUUCAAACCAGAUCAAUCUUCGAAAGACUAAUGAACAUCAACAUUAUAUAUAUAUAUAUCGUCCAGGGUAAGCAAUGUUGAUUGUGUCUUAAACUAAUGUGUAUAUUCUGAUUAAAUAAUUCAUAGUGUAUGUUGCACAGUUGUUUCAACGUAUGAACUUGAGGAAACCUACACUUAGAAUUCAUAUUUUGGUUUAUUAGGAAGACCAUAGAAAAAUUUAAUGUAGAAUUUGAAUGUAAAUUUGAUAUUGUUAUAUUGCAUGGUAUCAAAGUUUUGUAUGUAAGACGCACAUAUUUUGCAUGUUUAAAUUGACUAACUACAUCAACAAUAUAUUUAUAGGUCAAUUUCAAAUAUUUUCACUUUUGGACUCUAAAUGUUGACAAAAUUAACAGAAUGGGUUCAAAAAUUAUUAUUGAUGAUUUUUAGCGGUGCAGUUGAGUAUUCACAUGGAAGUAAACAGUUGUCUUAUUGAUAAUUGUGAACAUGACGUCAACAUGACUUUUUAAACUGAUGUACAAUCUUGUUACUAUAGUGUUUAUGUUUGGAUACUAACCAGUAUCUGGUUAGCCCUGCUGACAUCUUUCCAAGUUGUAUAACACUGGCACACCAUGUAUAGAAGAUCUGUAAAGACAAAAAGAAAAAGUGAACAGAUUAGAAUUUCCGAAAAUUAUAAACCAAAACCGUUUUCAAGUUUAAUUGAUUCGCCCUGAAAUCACAAUCAUAUGUGAAAUAAUUGAUACUUGUGUAGAUUUCUUGUUUAACGUGUUCAUUGAAUCUCUAGGUAAUCUUCCCUUAUAAAGAUAUGGAUUUACACACACUGGUGGUCUGAGUCACAAUACUUGAUUCUUGUUUUUAUUGAAUUAUUGUUUUAUUCCUUAAACAAAGACCCUUCAAUGUUCAUUUCUUUUAAAGCAGCUAAUAUAAUUAUUGUUUAUCGUUAUUAUGAUUAUUUCAUCCAUUUAUAACUGACAUUUGUUUUCCUGUGAAACUAUUUUGCCCAAACUAGUGAUUCUAACAUAGAUCAGGAGGGCAAUAUUGACAGCUCAUACUGGACUUCUUAUGACCUUCUCAACUUCCAAAGUAAUUGUUGAAAUAAUAAAGAAAAAGUAGGGUGGGGGUGUUGCAAUUCCAAGGCCUGCCAAUCCAAAGAAAGCUAUUUUGCAGCUCAAUUAUUACCACAAUAUUUUGUUGAUUUGGUAAAAUUAGUGCUACUUCUUUGUUUAUGGAAAAGAAUUCAAAAGUUUUCAUGAUAAAUUUGUUGAAAUUUAAUCUUCCAACGUGCUUGGUCGGUAUGUGAUGUUAACCCAUUUUGAAUAUUCUGCCCCAAUAUAUUGGAAAUUUUGUGAGUAAAUCCUUGUCAAUAAUAUAUAAUUUUGUGGGCACAUUUACUAAACAGGAGAAAUUGCUGUCAUGCUCUUCUAUUUCUUUAUUGGUGAAGUGUUAGUUGUGUAAACAAGGGAAAUAACUCCUCUAAAUGCUUAUUUUUUUCAUCGUUUGUUUGAUGGUAUUAGUCGGUAAUAGACAAGAGAACUGAUUAACUAUUCUCAAUACAUGUUUUGUAUUUCUUGAUCUUAUGUUGGUGAUGAUUGUCUGUUCUAGACAAAAGAACUUCAAUGUUCUCCAUACAUACUUUAUGUCUUCUGUUGGUAAUGUUUUUCAGUACUAGACAAGAGAAAUAAUGAACUUUCCUCAAUACACGUUCUUGAUCUUUUUGCGGCGAUAGUUCACAGAACUAAUAAGUAUUCUCUGAUUAUAGGUGUUUUUUUAAUUAAUGUUUUUGUAAUGUUUGUUGAUGAUAGACAAGAGAAGUAAUCAACAAUUCUCGGUACAUAUAUGGCCAUUUUUGCUCGUUUUUGUUGGUGAAAUUUGUUCGAUAAUUAAAAAGAGAAGUUAAGUAUAAUCUCGGUAAUCAUGUCACUGGUGAAUUUUGUUUUGGUAAUGUUCUUCGUCACUCAACACUCCAGAUAAGAAAAUAACAUUUUCUUUUGUACUUUUGUUAAAAUUCUAAAUGUUAACAACUUUUUUUUUUUUUUUUUUUUUGUAAGUCAAAUAGUUUUAGUGAUUUGUGCCGAUACAUCGAUACUGAUGUUAAUUGUUGACUAACGCAACCAGUCAUUUGGUCAAUUACUUGUACACAAUGCAGACAAAGAAAAGCCAUGUAAUUCUAACAAGACAAACUUACACUACCGUCAGCAGGUUGAAUGGCUGAUAAUCUCUGGUAUAUAUGAAAUAAAUUUUAUUUUAUAAAGUU